Messenger RNA from Kwoniella botswanensis, 567 nucleotides. RefSeq lists its product as uncharacterized. The transcript has 4 exons. Bases 1 to 567 code for a protein of 188 amino acids. NCBI's taxonomy places the organism in Eukaryota, Fungi, Basidiomycota, Tremellomycetes, Tremellales, Cryptococcaceae. The record is from RefSeq and is a predicted model, not a curated record.
AUGUUUACCAAAGCUAUCAUCCCCUUCGCACUCUUCGCUGCUGCUGCUCAGGCCAUUCAGAUUACCAAUCCCUCGAAUCAGACUGGAUGGGAAAGCACUGGAUCUCAGUUGAUCGAGUGGACUUCUGUCUCAACCGACCCCGGGAAUUUCUCAAUCUACAUCUCCCAACCUGGUUCUUCCGCCAAAGAAGUCAUCCAGAAAGACGUCCAGACCUCUGAAGGAUCGUUCAUCUAUACUCCUUCCAAGACUAUCUCUCCUGGUCAAGGAUAUCAAAUCUCUUUCUUGAGCAAUGAUAACAAUAACGGUAUUUUGGCUCAGUCCAAUCAAUUUGAAGUGAAGGAGGGCGAAUCUACCGUCUCACCCACGUCAACCGCUUCUCUCACCACCACAGCCGCUACCACCGCCUCACCCACUUCUGGUGCUUCCACCACUGCUUCUCAAUCUGAAUCAGCCACUUCAGCGGCCGCUUCUUCUUCUGGUAGCUCUUCGGCGGGUUACCUCGUAUCUGCCCCAUCAGCUAUUCUCCUCUUCGUAGCAGGUUUAGUCGGAGUCGGUACUUUGGCUUAA